Brugia malayi is the source of this 1557-nucleotide messenger RNA. RefSeq lists its product as uncharacterized. Gene Ontology annotation, biological process: anaphase-promoting complex-dependent catabolic process; positive regulation of anaphase-promoting complex-dependent catabolic process; positive regulation of ubiquitin protein ligase activity. Gene Ontology annotation, molecular function: anaphase-promoting complex binding; ubiquitin ligase activator activity; protein binding. Gene Ontology annotation, cellular component: anaphase-promoting complex. The record is from RefSeq and is a predicted model, not a curated record. The transcript has 11 exons. The coding region runs from base 1 to 1557 and encodes 518 amino acids. NCBI's taxonomy places the organism in Eukaryota, Metazoa, Nematoda, Chromadorea, Rhabditida, Onchocercidae.
AUGUUCCCGUGUAACGAGUAUGAACGGAAAUUUUUGGCUCAACAUAAUCCAGGGACUUCACCUCAAAAAGCACAGGGACAUUCGCCGCGUAUCACACCAACGAAAUACCGCCCGGAUGGUGGUGAUCGUUAUAUACCCAUUCGACAAAGUAGUGCAGAGUGGGCGACAAGAUUUGCUGCAAUUGCAUCAUCAUCUCCGGAUACGCCUAAUCUUUUCAAAAGGCCUACAGGAAUGCAAGGAGCAUCGACUGGUGCAUCCAGCAGCGGAAAUGUGUCAAAUGCACAAGCGGCUCCGUCCGCAACUGCUAUUGAUGACUCUCGUAUGGAUUCUGCAGCACAUCGAGCUCUGCUAAGAAACGAACUGCUAUGCGAUAACAUUGACGAUAUUAGGGCAGACCUAGAAGGGUUCGAUACAGGUCGGUUGCGCGAUAGUCCUAGCGGUGGUCUUUUCAAGUUCGGACAACGGACACCAACAAAAUAUGGUGAUGCAUCAACAAGUCAUGCUGCGCGUUGUCUAUUCGGAGGGCCACCAUUGAGCGAAGGGAGUCAGCGUCUUCUCAAGUCGCCUCGUAAACCACAGCGUAAAGUACCUAAAAAUCCGUACAAGGUUUUGGAUGCUCCUGAAUUGCAAGAUGACUUUUAUCUUGAUUUGGUGGAUUGGUCAUCGCAGAAUAUGCUUUCGGUUGGAUUACAUACUUGUGUGUAUCUCUGGAGUGCGUGCAACAGUCAAGUUGUAAAACUUUGCGAUCUUGCAACUGAUGGUGACAGCGUAACAUCUGUUCAGUGGGCUGAUAAAGGCGACUUAUUGGCUGUUGGUACAAAUAAAGGCAUCACGCAGAUAUGGGAUGUUCAUGCUCAGAAGAGGCUUCGGGAGCUCACAGGCCAUUCAUCAAGAAUCGGCUGCUUAGCAUGGAAUACGGAUCUGGUAUGUUCGGGCUCUAGAGAUCGCGUUAUUAUACAAAGAGACAUUCGUCAACCAGCACAGUAUGCUGAACGAAGACUUAAUGCUCAUCGUCAAGAAGUUUGUGGGUUGAAGUGGUCUCCAGAUAGACAAUAUUUGGCAUCAGGUGGCAAUGAUAAUCAGGUUCUGGUGUGGAGUUUGAGAAGAAAUGAUCCUUGCCAGGUGUAUACGGAGCAUAAUGCAGCAGUGAAAGCAUUGGCGUGGUCUCCUCAUCAUCAUGGUCUUCUCGUUUCUGGUGGUGGAACAGCCGAUCGAUGUCUUCGUUUCUGGAACACAUUGACGGGACAAUCCUUGCACUCUAUUGAUACUGGCAGUCAGGUAUGCAAUGUAGCAUGGUCAAAACACAGUUCAGAGUUGGUGUCGACACAUGGUUAUUCAUACAACCAGGUUAUAAUAUGGAAAUAUCCAUCUUUGCAGCCAGUUACGAAACUUACGGGACACCAGUACAGAGUUUUAUAUUUGGCAAUGUCUCCAGAUGGUGAAUCCAUUGUGACAGGUGCUGGUGAUGAAACCCUGCGAUUCUGGCACGUAUUUAGCAAAAUUGGACAACAGAAAGUUGUUCGUUCGAAGUUGAAUCUGCUGUCGAGUAUUCGUUGA